AUGGGCGGCGGGCAGUCCACGUGCGGAGAACUUCGAGCACAACGUGCUCACCUCCUCGUCGACUCGCAGGCACCCUCACGCCCACAGAAGCCUCGCGUGAAGCGGCCCCGGAUCAGCGGGAAGCGCCUUGCCGCUUCCGGUCGCGAGCCUCUCCUCGGCUCCGACAGUGUCUUGGAAAUCGACGAAAACGGGGCGUAUCUGGUGAGGCGACACAGUCAGCCUCUCUUUUGCCGUGGAUGUGGUCUUUGGUUCCCAUCGGUGCAGGGCCCUCUGGCAGUGGGGCAGAGGAGCGGAUGGGCGGUGCAGCAGACCGCAGAUCACUUAUACGAGGGUAUGCAUAGCCAUGAUUGAGAUCCAUUCACACAUCUUCUCGUCUCUUGCGUGUGUCUUUGAACACACACCUCUUCAGGCGAGUUCGAGUCAUCAAAGAAACAUGGGUGGGGGGCACUGACGUGGCUUCAUGUCAAAGACGCAGUGCAGGUGACAUACUUUGGUGACUUCGAGAGUGAUCUGCCCAGCGGUGAAUGAACGCAUUUCCAUAUGGACAUCGAUUCUCGCCCUCUCAUUUCCUGUGCUUACCUGCUUCCACUCAGGCAAUGGUGUGCUGGUGCAUCCCAAGGGUCAUCUUAUUACCAUCACAAAGGAAGGAGCCCGGUUCCUCUUCGACCGCAGAUCUCCCUGCACCCCCCUGAAGACCACCUAUCGACAGCCAUUGCCUUCCAGCAGUGGCCCCACGGCACUCCUCUCUCAAGCGUCAACCCGUGAGUCGCUCAGCAGCCCCAUGCACAAGCCCCUUUCCCCCAAGCUCAGUCCAUCGACUCGGUUCCAUCUUCCCAAGUUCCUCGUCCGAAGCCAAGCAACACGGAUAGGUUUCGCUGGUGUCCGAUUCUUGAGUGGCGGCAAAGAUGACAGCAAGGAGCCACCGUCUCUCUCCGGCCUCCGCUCAAGCGACAGUGAAAUGUCAGUCGGCCAGCAGUCAUUUUAUCGACAGCUGCAGCGCGACGGAGCCGUCUUUAUUCACGACAACGACAGCAACAGAAAGGGGCAGCGAAAAUACGAGUCAAUGCCAACGCCAAACGAGGACGGCUUCAUUGACAUUGGCGAGCACUACGAGAGGGAUUUUCUGGCGCUACCUUACAUCAAUGCGCCAACAGAGGAGAAGUCCAAGAGCAUAAUCGCCGAGGCCUCAGCGGCAAAGGCGAUUGAGUGAGUACCACACACAUAGCAAGGGAUGCCGGUCGAUUGUAUUGACUCUCCUUCUUUUGUUUGUUGCUUUCUAUUUACGUGGACGCCGACACAUCUGAGCCAGUUCCUGCAAUCUGUGUCUUUACCAUUCUCCGCCCACGCCCUGCGUCGCGUGUCAAUCGAUGGGGUGGCUUUCAUCAACGCGACACAACACGGUGACAACACAAGCGAGACACAGGGCAAAGUUCUCAUUGGUAGAGGAUUUGUGUUGUAUGUAUCAGAUUUGGUGGCCUGGGGCUGCCCAGCCCAAGACAGUAA
This is a messenger RNA of Vitrella brassicaformis, 1503 nucleotides long. The record is from the annotation of a GenBank genome assembly. Lineage: Eukaryota; Vitrellaceae.